Molecule: messenger RNA, 180 nt
Organism: Eruca vesicaria subsp. sativa (arugula)
Lineage: Eukaryota; Viridiplantae; Streptophyta; Magnoliopsida; Brassicales; Brassicaceae
Source: the annotation of a GenBank genome assembly
AUGGUGUUAACGCUGAUAGUUAUCUUGUGUUCGAUUGAUUACAAUGAUGGGAUGUUGAAGGAGGAAGGUCUACGUGAAGCACAAAAGAAGAACAAGUUGAUUGAGAUGUCGUCUUUGAUUGAGUACUUUGGUUACUGUCUAUGUUGCGGUAGCCAAUUUGCUGGUUUUUUUAUGAAAUGA